AUGUGGAAGAAGAGCGUUGCCGUUCUAAGUGCUAUUGCCGGUCUGGCAAUGGCUGCUCCCGUCCCUCAAGAUGGUGCCGCCACUCCUGCAACCACCAAGUACAUUAUCACCCUCAAGCCCGGCAUUGACCCUGAAGUUGGCAUACAACACAUCAACUGGGCUGGCGACCUUCAUCGCCGCGGUAUCUAUCGCCGUGAGGAGAACGGCACUGUUGAGGAGGACCUGAAGGUCUUCAAGGUUGCAGACUUCAAUGCCUAUGCUGGUUCUUUCGACGAGGAGACCAUCGCUCAACUCAAGGCCAGCGAUGAAGUGAGUUCAUUCCAGACGCGAAAUCAAGAUGUCCGACAUUUUAACCUUGAUUUCAGNGUGGCUGUUGUCGAAGAGGAUCUUCCUAUCUACAUGACUGCCAUUACCUCGCAAACUGGCAGCACAUGGGGUCUCGGCCGUAUCUCGCAGCGUAAUUAUGCUGCCAAUACCUACUUCUACGACACCUCCGCUGGCGCUGGCACUUAUGGUUAUGUCAUCGAUUCUGGCAUCAACAUCAACCACAGAGAGUUUGGUGGUCGUGCCUCGCUUGGUCAGAACUUCGUCGGUGGCUCUCACAUUGACGAUGCUGGUCAUGGUACUCACGUCGCUGGUACCAUUGGUGGUUCGACUUAUGGUGUCGCCAAGAAGGCCAACCUCAUUUCCGUCAAGGUCUUUGGUGCUUCCGGAGUAUGUCAUCUUGUGUCUCCCUUUCAGAUAUAUGCUAAUCACAACAUANNGUCAAGCGCUACAUCGACCAUCAUGAAAGGCUUCGAAUGGGCUGCCAACGACAUCAUCAACAAGGGCCGCGCAGGCAAAUCCGUCAUCAACAUGUCUCUUGGUUCGGAGGACUCCGUCUCCACUGCCUUCAACUCCCUCGUCAAUGCCGCCACCCAGCAAGGUGUCCUGUCUGUCGUCGCCGCUGGUAACGGCGUCAGCGAUCCCUACACCGGCGAAUUCGUCGAAGCCAUUGAUGCCUCCCGCACUUCUCCCGCCUCGGCCUCUUCCGCACUUACCGUCGGCGCCAUCGGCAGCAACAACGCCCGUGCCUACUUCUCCAACUUCGGCAGCACUGUUGAUGUCUUUGCUCCUGGCCUCAACGUCCUCUCUGCUUGGAUUGGCUCCAACUCUGCAACCAACACUAUUUCUGGUACUUCUAUGGCUUGUCCUCACGUUGUUGGUCUUGCUCUUUACCUCAAGGGCCUUGAGUCUGGUCUUACUUCUCCUGCUGCUACCACUAACAGGAUCAUUGCUCUGGCUACUACUGGUCAGGGUACUGAUCUCCGAAGCGGUAGCCCCAACCGCAUCGUCUACAACAACAGCGGACGUUAA
Molecule: messenger RNA, 1356 nt
Organism: Aureobasidium musti
Lineage: Eukaryota; Fungi; Ascomycota; Dothideomycetes; Dothideales; Saccotheciaceae
Source: the annotation of a GenBank genome assembly